Messenger RNA from Sinocyclocheilus anshuiensis, 3055 nucleotides. RefSeq names its product probable ATP-dependent RNA helicase DDX46. Lineage: Eukaryota; Metazoa; Chordata; Actinopteri; Cypriniformes; Cyprinidae. Bases 38 to 2842 code for a protein of 934 amino acids. The transcript is spliced from 21 exons. Gene Ontology annotation, molecular function: ATP binding; RNA helicase activity; nucleic acid binding. The record is from RefSeq and is a predicted model, not a curated record.
GAAAACGAAACAGCGGAAGUUGUCAUUGCGUCGCCGGAUGUUUGGGCGACACUGCGACGAAACCAUGGGGCGAGAGUCACGGCAUUACAGGAAGCGCUCCAGCUCGAAGGGCCGGUCCGGCAGCAGGUCUAAGAGCCGGUCGCCAGACUCCAAGCGCUCUAAGAAGGAGGAGCAGACGGGAUCCCGCACCCGCGAGCGCAGCCGCAGAGAGAGGUCACGCAGGUCACGCUCCAGAGAACGCAAGAGACCGAGGCGCUCCAGGAGUCGAGACAGGAGACGCUCACGCAGCCGAGAGCGCAGGAGCCAAGGGAGGAGCAAGGAGAAGUCUGAGAACGCAGAGCUGUCCGCUGACAAGAAGAAGAUCAAGGAGGAGAAGGAGGAGGAGAAGGCUGAAGAUCAGGACUUUGACCAGAACACUCUGGAGGAGGAGAUGAGGAAGAGGAAGGAGCGAGUGGAGAAGUGGAGGGAGGAGCAGAGGAAGAAAGCCAUGGAGAACAUCGGAGAACUCAAGAAGGAGCUGGAGGAGAUGAAGCAGGGGAAGAAGUGGAGUCUGGAGGACGAUGACGGUCAGAGAGCCUUCACUCAUUCAGACAAACUAACUGAUAUGCAUCACACUGUUAGGAAAGUCUUGAGAGCUCUGAUGCCGUGUCUGUCUGUGGUGCACACCACCAAGAAGAAAGGAGAGCUGAUGGAGAAUGACCAGGACGCCAUGGAGUAUUCAUCAGAGGAAGAGGAAGUGGACUUGCAGACGGCCCUCACAGGCUUUCAGACCAAACAGAGGAAAGUUCUGGAGCCGGUUGAUCAUCAGAAGAUCGAGUACGAAUCCUUCCGCAAGAACUUCUAUGUGGAGGUGCCAGAGCUGUUUAGGAUGAGCCCUGAAGAGGUGAACGAGUACCGUCUGGAGCUGGAGGGAAUCACUGUCAAAGGCAAAGGCUGUCCGAAGCCCAUCAAGACGUGGGUGCAGUGUGGGAUAUCCAUGAAAGUGCUGAACGCAAUGAAGAAACACAACUAUGAGAAGCCGACCCCGAUCCAGGCCCAGGCCAUCCCAGCCAUCAUGUCGGGACGCGACCUCAUCGGCAUCGCUAAAACAGGAAGUGGAAAGACCAUCGCCUUCCUGCUGCCCAUGUUUCGCCACAUCUUAGACCAGCGGCCGCUGGGAGAGGCAGAAGGACCCAUCGAAUGGGCAGAGAUCAUCGUGUGCACUCCGGGACGCAUGAUCGACAUGCUCGGUGCUAACAACGGUCGCGUGACUAAUCUGCGCAGGGUCACGUAUGUGGUGAUGGACGAGGCCGACCGGAUGUUCGACAUGGGCUUUGAGCCGCAGGUGAUGCGUAUCGUGGAUAACGUGCGGCCCGACCGUCAGACCGUCAUGUUCUCGGCUACGUUCCCGCGCACGAUGGAGGCUCUGGCGCGCAGGAUCCUGUCCAAACCCAUCGAGGUGCAGGUGGGAGGCAGGAGCGUGGGGUGCUCAGACGUGGAGCAGCACGUGAUUGUGAUCGCGGAGGAGAAGAAGUUCCUGAAGCUGCUGGAGAUUCUGGGUCACUAUCAGGAGAAGGGCUCCGUCAUCAUCUUCAUGGACAAACAGGAGCACGCCGACGGCCUCCUCAAAGACCUGAUGAAGGCCUCGUACCCCUGCAUGUCUCUUCACGGAGGCAUCGAUCAGUACGACAGGGACAGCAUCAUCAAUGACUUCAAGAACGGCGCGUGUCGUCUGCUGGUGGCCACCUCGGUGGCGGCUCGAGGCCUGGAUGUCAAGCAGCUCAUCCUGGUGAUUAACUACAGCUGUCCCAACCACUAUGAGGACUACGUGCACCGCGCCGGACGCACAGGACGGGCCGGGAACAAGGGUUACGCGUACACCUUCAUCACUGAGGAACAGGCCCGGUACUCCGGAGACAUCAUCAAAGCGCUGGAGCUGUCCGGAUCGGCCGUGCCGCCGGAGCUCGAGCUGCUCUGGACCAACUUCAAAGAGCAGCAGAAAGCCGAGGGGAAGAGCAUCAAGAGCAGCAGCGGAUUCUCCGGGAAGGGCUUUAAGUUCGAUGAGACUGAGCAUGCGCUGGCUAACGAGAGGAAGAAGCUGCAGAAGGCUGCGUUAGGCCUGCAUGACUCUGAUGAUGAGGAUGCGGCUCUGGACAUCGACGAGCAGAUCGAGAGCAUGUUUAACUCUAAGAAGCGUGUGAAGGAUCUCUCUGCUCCGGGUGGCUCUGCGGGAGCCGCUGCUGUCGGUGUGAGCGGAUCUGUGACCGCUGUGUCCGGUCUGAGCGCUCCGUCCGCCGGAAACAUCCAGAAACUGGAGAUCGCCAAGAAACUGGCCCUCAAGAUCCAGGUGCAGAAGAACCUCGGCGCAGAGGCUCAGGAUGUGAUGCAGCAGGCCACAAACGCCAUCCUGCGCGGCGGGACGAUGAUCGCACCCUCCGUCUCGGCCAAGACCAUCGCGGAGCAGCAGGCGGAGAAGAUCAACGCCAAACUGAACUACACUCCGGUGGAGAAGCUGGAGGAGGAGCGGCAGGCCACCGAGGCCACGGACACCGUCAAGAGAUACGAGGAGGAGCUGGAGAUCAACGACUUCCCUCAGACGGCGAGGUGGAAGGUGACGUCGAAGGAGGCUCUUCAGCGCAUCGGCGAGUAUUCCGAGGCAGCCAUCACUAUCCGAGGAACAUAUUUCCCGCCGGGCAAAGAGCCCAAAGAGGGAGAGCGCAAGAUCUACCUGGCCAUCGAGAGUGCCAAUGAGCUGGCUGUGCAGAAGGCCAAAGCAGAAAUCACACGGCUGAUCAAAGAGGAGCUGAUCCGUCUGCAAAACUCGUACCAGCCCACCAGCAAAAGCAGAUACAAGGUUUUGUAGCCGAAGACCGAGGACAGACGAUCGCUGGCGUUUCUUUCUUAAUCCCACAAUGCUUUCUGUUAUGUGAGCUGAUCAAACACCAGAUUCACUGAUCUGGACGCUUUUACCUUAUUCUGAUUUCUUGUAGUUUGCAUCAGUCACCUUUAAUAUUUUAGAAAGUUCCAUGUAAUUGGAUAGUGAACUUCAUUUGGAAAUAAAGUGUUUUUUCCUCCA